Messenger RNA from Dermatophagoides farinae (American house dust mite), 1480 nucleotides. RefSeq names its product Msr-110 (gene Msr-110). The record is from RefSeq and is a predicted model, not a curated record. NCBI's taxonomy places the organism in Eukaryota, Metazoa, Arthropoda, Arachnida, Sarcoptiformes, Pyroglyphidae.
AAUUUCAAUUUCUUAAGUCAUAGACUUCAUUGUGAGGUCGUAUAUAUUCAUGUUUAGUGUGUUUUUUUUAGUGAUUUUGUGAAUCAGCAGUGUGACAAACAAACAAACAAACAAAAAAAGAAAAUUUUAAUUAUUUUAUAAAAUGAAAUUGACCAAUUCGAUUAGCGCUGGUAUUGCACGAAUGGAAUCCAAAUUGAUGGGUGUAUCAACAACAUCGAACGAAAUGGAAACGGGUAGUAUGAGUGGUACCGAAUUGAUUGGAACAUCGCGACAACAAUAUGAACCGACCGCAAUGUUGGUUGCCCGAUUAAUUGCACGAACUAUGUUGUUCAUGACGGUCAUUAUCGGAUCGUUUAUUUUGGUUUCUGUUUAUAUUCAGUCCAAAUCAUUACAAUGUACUGAAUUUACUACGGCAGAAGCAAGCCAUGGUGGUCCUUAUUUUGAACCGAUGAUGGCUACAUCCGAACCAGAUGAUGAAUAUUCAUCAGGACAACGUCAUAUUCCACUUAGUCUACGAAUGAGUGGCCGAGCAGGUGAAAUGAUUAAUGCAAUGGGUGAUGAUGAAAAAGGUCAUGUAAAUUGUGUGAUUGAACGUAAAACAGCUAAUCAGAUAAUCGCAUCGGAACCGAAAAAGUUGAUGACACCGUUUGGCAAUAUUACCACCGAUCCACGACUUGUACAUUUGACUGGUGAAAAAUUGAUAUUCUCAUGCCAUAGUGGUGAUGAUGAUCAACAACAACAACAGCCAAAAUUAUCAAAAGAAGGAAAUCCGAUUAUUCAAUCCUCAUUUUCAUCUAUGUCUGAUUCUAAUGAUGAUCAAUCUGAACCGAAACCGGUUCGUCAAUUGAUUAUUAUUAGUGGUCCAAGUCGUCCGAUGGAUAAAAAUGAUGAUGAUGAUGGUAAAGAUCCAGCACCGAAAUCCAUUGAAAAUAAUGCUGGUAAAGGCAAUGGACCAUCACCGAUAAAUAGCUUAGGUAGAAAUAAACGACAGGCUCCAAUACCGUUUGAAAAUAUCAACAAUAAGAAAAAAGAAUGCGCUUGUAAAUGUGCUUGUUAAUGAUGAAAUUCAAACACCAACACUGGCAGGCAGACAUACGUUUCGUAAUUCAAGAUUUACGAAACAGAAACCGUUUGACGAAUUUUAUUUGAAUCAUUAAAAAUAAAUAAAUAAAGGAAAAUUUGCACCCAGAUCCAAGGACAUUCAACAACAACAUCAACAACAACUAUUAUCAUCACCAACGAUUACGACGACCACCACUACCAAGAACACAAUUCAUAUCACAACAAUGUUUUUUUUUUCUUCGUGUUUUAAAUUUCAUUAUUAUCACAUCCUAUUUAUGAAAUAUUUGAAAAAAAGUGACAAUCAUUUGACAAACUCUCUAAUAUGGACACAGCAUAGAAAAGAUUGUUUGAUUGCUGAAAUUCAAAUAAAAAAAUAAACAUUAAAUGUGAAAAUAAAAAUGUUUGAUAAAUUCCUUAA